AUGAAGUCGACUUGCCUGCUCUUCCUGGCUUGUGUCCUGCUUUGCAACUUGAUGAUGGCGUGCAGGGCGCAAAGCAUCUCAGCUGAGGAAGAACUGGAACCGAACACCGUGGACGACCUCCUUCUGCAAAGAGCCCAGAACCUCCUGCUGCUGCGCUCCAUCCUGACAAACAUGCCGGACCAAGACGGUGAGCAAAACAAACUGGAACCGAACAGAAUUCAAAGCGCAUGGAUGAUCAAGCGCCAGCAUCCGGGCAAGAGGUCCAGCGAGGAUGUGGAUGAUGACGGUGACGAAGACUACUUGGAAGUUGAGAGGAGGCAGCACCCGGGAAAGCGCUCGACGGCAGAGCACGUUUGGGAGCCACCAGUCGCGCGGCUGGCCGAAGCUUCCAAGCGGCAGCACCCCGGCAAGCGCUACUCUGAGGUGCCACGUAGCCGGCGGCAGCACCCCGGCAAGCGGCGGCUGGACGACGACGAUAUGGAUGAGGACGACGAGGACCUCCCGCUCCUGGACAAGCGCCAGCACCCCGGGAAACGCUUUUGGGGCGCUUCACAAUUAGCCGCCACAGGUCCAUGUGAAGACGUCUCGGACCCCGUAAUGUGUGCCAAGACCAAUCUGCUGGUCGACUUUUUCGACGCGAAGCAUGGCGACAAGAAGAGACAACACCCGGGCAGGCGGUUUGCGUCUGACCUGCGCGGAGAAUAG
Molecule: messenger RNA, 705 nt
Organism: Nerophis lumbriciformis (worm pipefish)
Lineage: Eukaryota; Metazoa; Chordata; Actinopteri; Syngnathiformes; Syngnathidae
Source: RefSeq, a predicted model, not a curated record